This is a messenger RNA of Echinococcus granulosus, 177 nucleotides long. RefSeq lists its product as hypothetical. The transcript is spliced from 2 exons. Lineage: Eukaryota; Metazoa; Platyhelminthes; Cestoda; Cyclophyllidea; Taeniidae. Bases 1 to 177 code for a protein of 58 amino acids. The record is from RefSeq and is a predicted model, not a curated record.
AUGUUUGGACAGGCAAAGGCGGUGAAAUCCCCCUGUCUCCUCUUUCUGAGGCCAGAACUCCUUCCUCCCCCACCGCCCGUUUGGUUUUCUCAUCUUGACAUCCUCCGAACCCACAUUUGCUUCUCUCAUCUCCUCCUCCUCCUUCUGCAUCAUUCUUCGCCAGCGUUAUUUUGGUGA